CUACAAAUGUUUGUGUUGCGAAGUCAAAGUCUUUUAACCUUAUUAUCGCAAACCAUUUGAAAAAACACAAUUGUGUAUUGUGUGCUCUAUUCAAGUGUUGAGUUGUUUAGUUUGUUGGUGAUUUUAACGACAACAUCACGAAUCAAGUAUUGUAUUCGGAAAAAGAAAAUUGUCGAAAAUGUCAUCGAGCGAUCAGUUGAGAUUUGAUGGUCGUGUGGCCAUUGUUACGGGCGCCGGUGCUGGUUUGGGCCGCGAAUAUGCGCUGUUGUUUGCUGAACGAGGAGCAAAGGUUGUUGUCAACGAUUUAGGUGGCAGCACAUCGGGUGAAGGUUCAAGUAAAGCAGCCGAUGUUGUUGUCAAUGAGAUUCGAGCGAAAGGCGGUGUUGCAUGUGCAAAUUAUGAUUCGGUGACAGAUGGCGAGAAAAUCAUUAAAACGGCCAUGGAUAAUUUUGGCCGUGUUGACAUUUUAGUGAAUAAUGCCGGUAUACUGAGAGAUAGAAGCUUUGCGAAAAUUUCGCCACAAGAUUUGAACAUCAUUCUCGAUGUUCAUUUCCGGGGAAGCUUUAGCACAACACAAGCGGCAUGGCCGAUAUUCAAGAAACAGAAUUACGGCCGCAUUAUUAUGACCACGAGUAAUUCGGGCAUUUAUGGAAACUUUGGGCAGGCAAAUUACAGCGCCGCUAAAAUGGCUCUCGUUGGUCUCGCCAAUACACUGGCCAUCGAAGGUGAUCGAAAUAACAUUCAUUGCAAUUGCAUCGUUCCAACAGCCGCAUCACGUCUCACUCAGGAUGUGUUACCCGAAAUUUUGUACAAUGAAUUGAAACCAAAAUUAAUUGCACCAGUUGUCGCUUUCCUGUGUCAUGAGUCCAGCACAGACAACGGUGCGAUCAUUGAAUCAGCAGCCGGGUGGGCAACCAAGUUGCAUACGGUGCGUGGAAAAGGAGCUAUUCUACGUACAUCACUAGCGGAAGAUGUGACACCUGAAAAGGUUCGUGAUGCAUGGGACCAAGUGACCGAUAUGUCAAAAGCUGAACGAAUGAGUUCCAUAACCGAGGCCACUGGAAGUCUAGUUGAGCUUCUUGAUCAGCUCGAUGGUGGCCAAAAUGCAGACCAGGCACAAGGCGACUCAAAAUAUGAAGACCAAUUUGCAUUUGGCAACAAAGAUUUGAUUCUAUACGCCCUUGGUGUGGGUGCCAGUGUGAAAGAUUCGAUCGAUUUGAAAUUCUUGUAUGAAAACCAUCCGGAAUUUUCACCUCUGCCAACCUAUUUCAUUAUGCCGGCUUUGCUGUUGACAAUGUCAACAAACUUGGUGUCAUCAGCAAUUACACACACCGAAUUCGAUUUGUCACAAGUUUUGCAUGGUGAACAAUACCUUGAAGUGUACGAUGAAUUGCCAACGGAGGGAAAAGUUUCGACAAAUGGAUCGAUUGUCGAUGUUAUUGAUAAAAAAUCUGGAGCCGUUGUUGUUGUCAAUUGUGAAUCGCAUGAUUCAACGGGAAAAUUACUGUUUAAGAAUCAAUUGUCAACGUUUAUUGUGGGUGCCGGAAACUUUGGUGGCAAAACAAAGGCAUCCGAUGAGGUGAAGCCAAUUGUACCAGCACCAAAUCGUCCAUGCGAUGCAUCCGUCAAAUACACGACUAGCAUCGACCAAGCAGCAUUAUACCGAUUGUCGGGAGACUUAAAUCCACUCCACAUUGAUCCAGAGUUUGCUAAAUUGGGUGGACACAAAGUGCCAAUUAUGCAUGGCUUGUGUACGUUAGGCUUUUCCGUUCGAGCCAUUCUAGCAACGUAUGCCGAUAAUGAUGCCAACCUAUUCAAGGCAGUAAAAGCACGUUUUACAAAACCAUCGAUACCAGGCCAGACACUUGAAAUUCAAAUGUGGCAGAAUGGUAAUCGCAUCCAUUUCAAAACCAUCAUUGUUGACUCAGACGUCGAAGUGAUUACCGGCGCUUACGUUGACUUGAAAGAAAUUAAAAAAUCCAAGACCACUUCAACAGCAACAACAGCACCCACGUCAUCGGUUCAAUUAAAAAGCGACAUUAUUUUCACCACAAUUAACGAGCGCAUACAAGAAAAUGUGGCGAAAGCAAAGUCGGUGAAUGGAAUAUUCCUGUAUAACAUUACGAAGGAUGGACAAAUCGCUAAAAAAUGGACUAUCGAUUUGAAGAGUGCAAAACUGUAUGAAGGUCCACCGAAGGGUGUCAACGCCGACACAACGCUCACUGUCAGCGACGAUGAUUUUGUAGAAAUUGCACUCGGCAAAAUCAAUCCACAACUCGCAUUUAUGAAAGGAAAACUUAAAAUCGCUGGAAAUGUUAUGUUGACACAAAAGUUGGUGCCCUUGCUGAAAACCGGGCCAAAACUUUAGAAACGGCACAUCCAUUUGCAUUCGAUUUGUUAUUUAAGACACAUUCCAAUACAGAGCAGUGGUGUCAUCAAAGAAUCAUGAAAUUGUGUUUAAAUGGAUUUUGAUUUAUUUUUUUGAUGAAGGGGGUGUGUUUCACACAAUGGCAUUUCACAGGGUCCGACAUGAAUAUCUAUAGAGAAUAAGACAUUUUAUAACUUGUUUUUCUUACGAAUUCUAAAUUCAAAUCCAAAUACUUUCGAUUCAUACAUAGUGUUGUAGUUCAUGCGGGGUUUUUUUCUUGUUAAUUUGGGUGAUAAUGUAGAUAAGUAAGUAAACGCAAACAAAGUGGUGCUUUAAAUCAAAACUACAACUUGUCAUUUAUUUGUUUUCUGGAAAUAAAACAAAAGACCAAUUA
This is a messenger RNA of Sitodiplosis mosellana (orange wheat blossom midge), 2762 nucleotides long. RefSeq names its product peroxisomal multifunctional enzyme type 2 (gene Mfe2). The record is from RefSeq and is a predicted model, not a curated record. Lineage: Eukaryota; Metazoa; Arthropoda; Insecta; Diptera; Cecidomyiidae. Bases 179 to 2368 code for a protein of 729 amino acids. Gene Ontology annotation, molecular function: oxidoreductase activity. The transcript is spliced from 10 exons.